This is a messenger RNA of Daldinia caldariorum, 1515 nucleotides long. RefSeq names its product chorismate synthase. Gene Ontology annotation, cellular component: cytosol. The transcript is spliced from 2 exons. NCBI's taxonomy places the organism in Eukaryota, Fungi, Ascomycota, Sordariomycetes, Xylariales, Hypoxylaceae. Gene Ontology annotation, biological process: aromatic amino acid biosynthetic process; chorismate biosynthetic process. The record is from RefSeq and is a predicted model, not a curated record. Bases 253 to 1515 code for a protein of 420 amino acids. Gene Ontology annotation, molecular function: chorismate synthase activity; FMN binding.
GAAAAUUAAAUCUUGCACCCCCCCCCUUCCAUUCAUUUGGCUCUUUGACUCAUACGAACAAAGCCUCCUAUCGCUUUAAAGAAACCACGACUCGGUUUCGGAAGACCCACUGGGAAAUUUUUUUACUAGGCGUCUCGUAGGAGUAGCCAUUAUUAUUAUAACCCAGUUCUACUCUACCAAUUGAGAGGUAGUUACUGUAAAGUUUACACACAACUUCUACCAAGCCAUCAUCUACAUUUCGAGAAUUACACCAUGUCGACUUUCGGAGAGGCCUUUCGGGUCACCACUUAUGGAGAGUCCCAUUGUCGUUCCGUAGGAUGUAUCGUCGACGGCUGCCCCCCGGGCAUGGAACUCACCGAGGACGAUAUCCAACCCCAGAUGAACCGUCGCCGCCCGGGUCAGAGCAGUAUCACGACUCCCCGGAAUGAGAAAGACCGAGUCGCUAUACAAUCCGGUACCGAGUUUGGUAUUACCCUUGGCACUCCGAUUGGUCUAGUAGUUCUCAACGAAGAUCAGAGACCGAAAGACUACGGGAACAAGACGAUGGACCUCUACCCACGACCCAGUCACGCCGAUUGGACUUACCUGGAGAAGUAUGGUGUCAAGGCAAGCAGUGGUGGUGGGAGAAGCUCGGCCCGUGAGACUAUUGGUAGAGUAGCAGCUGGUGCCAUCGCCGAGAAGUACCUUAAACUCGCUUAUGGUGUUGAAAUCACUGCUUUCGUCACAUCCGUUGGCUCCAUUCACAUGUUCCCGCCCACACCCGAAUACCCGACCCCGAGUCAAAAUCCCGCAUUCAUGGAGCUAAUUCAGAAUAUCGACCGCGAAACAGUCGACAAGUUCUUGCCCGUAAGAUGUCCGGAUGAGCAGGCUUCGCAGAAGAUGGCAGAUUACAUUGCCGAAUUCAAAGAGCGCAACGACAGCAUUGGUGGAACCGUAACCUGUGUCAUCAAGAACGUGCCAAGCGGUUUGGGGGAGCCGUGCUUUGACAAGCUGGAGGCGAAGCUCGGACACGCCAUGCUCAGCAUACCAGCGACUAAGGGCUUUGAAAUUGGUUCCGGUUUCGGUGGUUGCGAGGUGCCGGGAUCUAUUCACAAUGACCCCUUUAUCAGGGCCCCGGAGACCCCUGCUAGCCCGGGUACCGGUGCUGGGCUAGCUGGAACUCCCAGGCCUAAACUUACAACUAAGACGAACAACUCGGGAGGUAUUCAGGGUGGCAUCUCGAACGGUGCUCCUAUCUACUUCCGAGUCGCCUUCAAGCCGCCUGCCACCAUCAGUCAGGCACAGACGACAGCGACCUACGACGGAGAGUCGGAAGGUGUGCUAGAAGCUAAGGGAAGACACGACCCUUGCGUGGUUCCCAGGGCGGUUCCCAUCGUCGAGGCCAUGGCGGCGUUGGUAGUUAUGGAUGCGCUGUUGCAGCAGAUGGGACGACACGAAGCGAGGAGACAUCUCCCUCCUCUAAAGCAAACUGUGCCGCCGGCGGAUAGUGGCGUUUCUAGGGAUACAAAACAAUAA